AUGCGCUGGCUGCUCCUCUUGGCGCAUGCCUCCUUGGCCUCGGGUGGGGAAAGGAUGCUGGGACUCUGCGAUGAUGGUGCACCCAGUGACGGUGUGUUGGCCAGCUACUGGCUAGUCUCCACCUGGCACGGUCACCAGGGUCGGAUGGAUCUCAAUGAGCUCCGCGAGUACAACGUCAGGCCCUUAUUUUUGCACCACUGUCUGGUGCAGACGGACGUGCGAGAGUUUCUGGACCAGGCCUGGGUGGCUGGGCUUCGGGUUGUCGUGGAGCUCCAGCCAUCGCUGUACGUCGAGCCCGGCGUCGGCUGUUUCACCACAGGCUUCGACUGCUACGAUCGCAUCAAGGUGGCUUAUCGGCAGCUCCUGAGCCAAGGAGGAAUCUGGGCCGACGGCGAGUACCACCCGGCCGUUCAGGCACUCCUGCUGGCAAGGGAUCCUGUUUCCCUGGCCUUGGAGCGAGGAUUCGGAGCUCGUGCGGCCCUGCUGGGCGUCGUCUCUGCCUGGGAUGGCGUCCUGGGUGCGGAGAUGGAUUUCGGUGUGGCCAGACCUGUGCCCCUCGACAUCACCGUCUUCCUCCCCAUGGACCUUCCCGGUGAGACGCAAGCAGGUGCAGAAGGAUGCUUCCGACGCAAGGCCUCCCAGGGCGGCUGCGCUGGCUCCCACUCCCUGCGAGGGCUGUAUGUGGCAGCUUAUCAAGAGCCGGGAUGGAAGCGGACCUUGGAUGAGCCCGACCUGACUCGACGGGGCUUCUGGCCACCGCCGGAUCCGCCGAUCGAUGAGGCCAUCUACGUUCCGCAUAACGACGUCUUCAACUCCUUCCUCGACCGCUGGGUGCAGAUGUUUCAGCUGUCCCCGAGCUUGGACGAGAUUGUGAAGUUCUCCCGGGACGCCUCGAACCCCAGCAAGUCCUGCAAGGCGCAGGGUGUGGACCUCCGUGUCCACUACAAGAACACCUAUGAGACUGCCCAGGCUGUCAAGGGUAUGACUCUCUCUGCGGCCAAGCAGUAUCUUGAGGAUGUUUGCGAGAAGAAGCGCUGCAUUCCCUUCCGCAAGUACACCGGAUGCAUCGGUCGCACCCCUCAGGCCAAGGAGUUCAAGGCCACGCAGGGCCGCUGGCCAGUGAAGUCUGCCAAGAUUGUCCUCGGAUUGCUGAAGAAUGCGGAGGCGAAUGCUGAGUUCAAGAACCUCGCCACCGAGAACCUGUACGUCUACCACGUCCAAGUCAACGCCGCCCAGCAGGGCCGCAGGCGCACCUACCGCGCGCACGGCCGCAUCGGGCCAUACAUGAACUGCCCUUGCCACGUGGAGAUGAUCUUGCAGGAGAAGGAGGAGGGCGUCGAGAAGCCUGCUGAGGAGGAGAAGCCCAAGAAGUUCACCAGGAAGCAGCUGGCGAAGCUCCGCCUCCCAGUGGGUGGUGACAAGUGA
Symbiodinium sp. CCMP2592 is the source of this 1425-nucleotide messenger RNA. Lineage: Eukaryota; Dinophyceae; Suessiales; Symbiodiniaceae. The record is from the annotation of a GenBank genome assembly.